Molecule: messenger RNA, 813 nt
Organism: Ornithodoros turicata
Lineage: Eukaryota; Metazoa; Arthropoda; Arachnida; Ixodida; Argasidae
Exons: 2
Coding region: 1-813 (270 amino acids)
Source: RefSeq, a predicted model, not a curated record
AUGUUCAAUGCCCUGCCUGUGAAAACGAAGACAAUGGACACCUUCCAGAGGCAUGGCGGCCUUGUCAUCGAUGAGUUAAAGCUGUCGGAGCACCUGACUGUGCAGUCGUUUGGCCAUAUCCAGGGAUUUGUUGACAUGGGUGAAUUUACGCCACCAGACCAGAAAAAUGAACUGUGCGACCACGGCCUGGUUGUACUGUUUCAGCCACUAGCAGGUUCAUGGACGCAGGCAAUUGGUGUGUUUGCUUCACGAAACAAUGUAAAAGCAGACCUGCUUGCCAAGAUUGUGCUUGAGGCAGUGAUACUGUGUGACGAAGCAGGACUCCAUGUGGACUUUAUCACAUCGGACGGAGCAGCAUGGAACAGACAAAUGUGGAAAUCUUUUGGAGUUGGUAUCAAGCCGGGGGGUGUCAAGUGCAAGGUGCAGCAUCCAGUGUCGGCUGAAAGAAGUCUUCAAUUCAUCUCUGACUUCCCUCACCUGAUAAAAUGUGUGAGGAACAUGCUGGUGAAAGCUGGGUUCUGCACUCCUAAAGGCAGGGUCUUCAUAGAGCAUGUGGAAGCUGCAUGGAAGGAGGACAACCGCGCCAUUUGUUUGAAGGCCAUGCCCCGGAUCACCCAUUCGCACCUCCGCCCGAACAACUUUGAGAAGAUGAAGGUCAACCUUGCUUUUCAUCUUUUCAGUGGGGAGGUGCUACGUGGCCUUCACUUGUACAAGGAUGUCGUUGAACAGCAAUAUGGACCACUGAAAGGCACAGAAACCUUCAUAGAUCGUAUGAGACAGCUCACUGAGAUCAUGACUUCGCGAGAACCUUGA